Molecule: messenger RNA, 1657 nt
Organism: Hippoglossus stenolepis (Pacific halibut)
Lineage: Eukaryota; Metazoa; Chordata; Actinopteri; Pleuronectiformes; Pleuronectidae
Gene: eif5a
Product: eukaryotic translation initiation factor 5A
Exons: 5
Coding region: 43-513 (156 amino acids)
Biological process (GO): positive regulation of translational elongation; positive regulation of translational termination
Molecular function (GO): translation elongation factor activity; ribosome binding; RNA binding
Source: RefSeq, a predicted model, not a curated record
CCGCUCCUCUUUCUCUUGGAAGCACCCCUGACUCAUCGCACCAUGGCAGAUACCGAGCAUGACUUCCAGACUGGCGAGUCUGGCGCCUCCGCCACCUACCCCAUGCAGUGCUCUGCGCUGCGUAAGAACGGCUUUGUGGUGCUGAAGGGACGUCCCUGCAAAAUUGUGGAGAUGUCCACCUCCAAGACCGGCAAGCACGGGCAUGCUAAGGUUAAUAUGGUUGGCAUUGACAUCUUCACCAACAAGAAAUUUGAAGAUAUGUGCCCCUCCACCCACAACAUGGAUGUUCCCGCUAUCAAGAGAUUAGACUACCAGUUGAUCAACAUCAAUGAAAGCUACAUGUCCUUGUUGGGCGACAACGGUGAAGUCAGGGAGGACCUGCGUGUCCCUGAGAACGACAUCGGCAAGGAAAUUGAGUCAAAGUUUGAAGCAGGCGAGGAUUUCCUGGUCACCGUGAUCAGUGCCAUGGGGGAGGAAUGUGCUGUCGCUACCAAGGUCUUGCCCAACAAAUAGGGAGACGGACUUUGCUGCCCAGACAACAAGCACCACCCACCACCAGUCUCUUGCAUUCUCAUCGGUUCUGUCACCAAAGCGUCGGCCUUCACAGACAACCUCAAUCAUUCUGUUGUGAUUUCUCAUCAUUGAUCUUAUUUCUCUCCUUUUUUCGUUUUCUCCUCUCAUUGCUGUUUGGGAAUGUUCCACCGCGGCUCGCUGCGUGGUUCUCUGCCUGAUCACUGAAGUUUUUGUUUGGCAACGAUCUACUUUAUAUAAAACAACUUCAAAAAUAAUGAUCGGUCGCUCGUUCCUGCUUAUUUUUGCCUUCAAAGUGUUGGUUUUGCCACGCACAUUCCUGAAUGUUUAAAUAACAACAGGAUUCAGCUUUUGUAUGAUUAUUUUUUUAUAUUCUUUAGAUUGAAUAUAGCGGGUGUAAAACCUAUUAGAGGGACGGGAGGGCAGCAGUUUGAGUUGUUGGGAGGGAGGGUCGCCCCUGUAGAUACUAGAUCCUGGUUUAGAUUGUCCCACUAGCAGCCAUAUCGCUUUCCAGCUUGGCCUUUGCUCUGGUUCCUGAGUGGAUUGUGUGCACCAAGAUCAGAUUUUUCUCCUAAUCGCUGGGUUCGGUGGCGGCGAGGCACUUCUGAGCACUUGAGGUCCACCCCAGCAUGUCAAACCUCUAAAACCAAGAAAAGACUAGUUUUAUUGUUUUCUUCCCCCCCCCACCCCAAGAUGAACAGAAACAAACUUCAGUGAUUUCCUCAUGAUGCCAGUCUCUUGUCUGUGUAGAAGUUGGAGGGGUGUGAGGAGCCUGUGCGCUCACGCCUCUCGUUCUCCGGUCGAGGGCGCUCUGCUGACCCAGUCAUACCCCCCCACCCCCACCCCACCCCCCAGUACAAAAGGAGUGUUCAAUUUUGUUUUGAGAGGCAUGAGUGUGUAGCGGUGUGGGCCUCCGAAAUGUGUGAGGCGGUUUGCAGUGAGGUGUGUGUUUCUUUUGAGGGACUCAAUCGGGUUCGGGGAGGGUGGUAGAGUUGCAAACUUUUUGUUCACUCGAGGCCUUUGUCACCUGACUGGAGAUGGCAGAAAUAAAAUAAUGAAACAAAUGGACAAAAACUGCAAACUAUGUCUGUCUGGUUUUGUUUCUAUAAUAAACCUGGUAAUGAGA